Messenger RNA from Synchytrium microbalum, 1668 nucleotides. RefSeq lists its product as uncharacterized. Bases 1 to 1668 code for a protein of 555 amino acids. Gene Ontology annotation, molecular function: oxidoreductase activity, acting on paired donors, with incorporation or reduction of molecular oxygen; monooxygenase activity; RNA methyltransferase activity. The transcript has 8 exons. The record is from RefSeq and is a predicted model, not a curated record. Gene Ontology annotation, biological process: piRNA processing; siRNA processing; RNA methylation. Gene Ontology annotation, cellular component: nucleus; cytoplasm. Lineage: Eukaryota; Fungi; Chytridiomycota; Chytridiomycetes; Synchytriales; Synchytriaceae.
AUGCAAUCUGAACUGGAUCAAAUUGUUGGUCGUGAUGGUAGUCUGACCCAAGAAAUGUUGUCGCAACUCACAUACUUGGAUUGUGUCAUUAAAGAAGUCUUGCGUUACUAUCCUGGUGGAAUCAUCAAUCCUGGUCAACAAGUGGCCGUAAACCUUGGUGCUCUUCAUCAUAAUCCAGAAUAUUGGCAAGAUCCCGAUAAAUUCUGGCCUGAAAGAUGGGAAAACGGCUUCACUCCUGUGCCUGGUAGCUAUUUGCCUUUUGGAAACGGCAUUGCAGGAAGUGAUACAGAUGCAAGUAUCGACUGGAUAGUGAGGUGUUCACACAUUGUCGUUACUAGUUUCGAUAUUGAAUUGGUUGAAGGACUAAGCAUUGUCAGGAGCACUUUCCUCUUGACUGGGUUCUAUAAUGGUCUCUUGUUUCGAUUCAAGCCUCGUAUAUUGGACCUUGGAUGUGGCGAGGGAGCUUUGCUCGAAAUCGUACUAAACGAUACAUCAAUCACAAGAUGUGUUGGAGUGGAUGUUAACGAGUCUGUGCUGGCGCAAGCUCUCUUGGAAUGUUCCCCAACUGAAUCUGACAAGCGGUUCUUACGUGAACGUCCUGUGAAAUUAGAACUAUACCAAGGGUCUGUAGCUGAAGCUGAUUCAAGGUUGCUGGGAUUUGAUGCAGUCGUAUCUGUCGAAGUUAUAGAGCAUCUGGAUCCACCGGUUCUAGCUGCAUUCCCUCGUACCGUCUUUGGCGUAUAUCGUCCUGGAACAGUCAUUAUAACCACUCCAAAUGCUGAAUUCAACGUCAACUUUCCGUCAUUAAAGUAUGGAACGCCUGAAGCUAUAUUAAGAAAUGAUGAUCAUCGAUUCGAGUGGACGAGAGCAGAGUUCCAGAGUUGGUGUGAUAAGAAUGCCGCUCAGUACGGAUAUGUAGUGAUGUAUGAUGGCAUUGGAUUGCUGACAUCCGGAGACACAGGACUUGGUUGUUGUACGCAACUCGCCGUCUUUACGCGUAUCGAUGAUCCAGCCACUCCUCUACCACAACAGCAAGAUACUCCUCUAACACCAUACAAAUCAAUCGCAAGUAUCGACUUCCCGUAUUUCGAAGAAGACGGAUUCACAAAUGCAGAUAUAGUGCAAGAAAUGGUUGAACGGACUCGUUACCUAGUAUAUAUCGAGGUCUUGUCGAAUGCACCUGAAGGCACACUACCCACUGCGCAAUCGUCAGAAGAAAUAAAGCAUAUCCAUAUCGAUCGAUUUUGGGCGGUGCUACGAAUACGACAAAUAUGCAAAUUAAAGACCCGUUUGUUCCAAGUUGUGCAAUCGGAUGAUGCAAAGGCAUGGUAUGCGUACUCGAGAGAUAGUGGGAUGGUCACGAUAUUGUUUGAUCCUGCCAUGUAUGAUACUAGUAUGGAUGCACAAUGGAAGGAUGAUGAUGAGAUGCAACCGAAAGAUGUUGAUGAACUUGACGAUGAAGAGGAAGGAGAAGACCACGAUGAUCGAGAGCAACAACUUUAUGACGAACACGAGCAUGAUGGAGAAGUGAAUCAUUCAAUGCAAACUGCUUGGCCGGAGUAUAGGGAUAAAGACGUGAAUAUGUUUUGGGGUUCACCAGACCCGAACGUGAAUGAACAAUCGAAUGAUGUAAAUCAUCACUGGGCUGAAUCAGUACCUGCAGAGUAA